This is a messenger RNA of Nomascus leucogenys (northern white-cheeked gibbon), 1096 nucleotides long. It is a transcript of the gene CMTM2, whose product is annotated as CKLF like MARVEL transmembrane domain containing 2. The record is from RefSeq and is a predicted model, not a curated record. Lineage: Eukaryota; Metazoa; Chordata; Mammalia; Primates; Hylobatidae. Gene Ontology annotation, cellular component: membrane.
CGAGGGCAGCUCCGCGCGGAGGUGGGACUGGCGGGUUGGGAACGGAGGUGGGGCCCGUCGGGGGCCGGCGCGUGGAGGGUGGGCGGAUCCGGCCGCUGCCGGGCGGAUGGGAGCUGCGCGAGGAGACGGGCGCGCGUGGAGAGGGGGCGGGAGUUGGCAUUCGGUGGUCCUGGCAGUUAGCUGAGCGCGCCCUCUGAGCCGCUCGGUGGACACCAGGCACUCUAGUAGGCCUGGCCUACCCAAGAACAGCAGGAGAGAGAAGAAACAGGCCAGCUGUGAGAAGCCAAGGGCACCAAGUCAGUCAUGGCACCUAAGGCGGCAAAGGGGGCCAAGCCAGAGCCAGCGCCAGCUCCACCUCCACCCGGGGCCAAACCCGAGGAAGACAAGAAGGAUGAUAAGGAGCCAUCGGACAAACCUCAAAAGGCGGUGCAGCCCAAGCACGAAGUGGGCACGAGGAAGGGGUGUCGCCGCUACCGGUGGGAAUUAAAAGACAGCAAUAAAGAGUUCUGGCUCUUGGGGCACGCUGAGAUGAAGAUUCUGAGUUUGGGCUGCCUAAUAGCGGCAAUGAUACUGUUGUCCUCACUCACCGUGCACCCCAUCUUGAGGCUUAUCAUCACCAUGGAGAUAUCCAUCUUCAGCUUCUUCAUCUUACUGUACAGCUUUGCCAUUCAUAGAUACAUACCCUUCAUCCUGUGGCCCAUUUCUGACCUCUUCAAUGACCUGUUUGCCUGUGGGUUCCUUGUGGGAGCCGUGGUCUUUGCUGUGAGAAGUCGGCGAUCCAUGAAUCUUCACUACUUACUUGCUGUGAUUCUUAUUGGUGUAGCUGGAGUUUUUGCUUUUAUCGAUGUGUGUCUUCAAAGAAACCACUUCAAAGGCAAGAGGGUCAAAAAGCAUAUGCUGGUUCCUCCUCCAGGAAAGGAAAAAGGACCCCAGCAGGGCAAGGGACCAGAACCCGCCAAGUCACCAGAACCCGCCAAGCCACCAGAACCUGCCAAACCACCAGAACCUGCCAAGCCACCAGAGCCAGCAAAGGGAAAGAAAUGACUUGGAGGAGGCUCCUGGUGUCUGAAACGGCAGUGUAUUUUACAGCACUACG